Sphaeramia orbicularis (orbiculate cardinalfish) is the source of this 2608-nucleotide messenger RNA. It is a transcript of the gene rab2a, whose product is annotated as RAB2A, member RAS oncogene family. The transcript is spliced from 8 exons. Bases 161 to 799 code for a protein of 212 amino acids. Gene Ontology annotation, molecular function: GTP binding; GTPase activity. The record is from RefSeq and is a predicted model, not a curated record. NCBI's taxonomy places the organism in Eukaryota, Metazoa, Chordata, Actinopteri, Kurtiformes, Apogonidae.
CGUGUGACGUAGAGCUGUGGCUCUGGCUGUUUAUUGUUCCUUCCCCAGCACCGACAGAGAAAAACAGGCUAACAGGCUGUCAGCUACCUUUUUCACACGGUUCACAGUCUGUUUAACGCAGGUGUAACGGUCAAGACAGCUGACUGCACAAACCAGGGCCAUGGCGUACGCAUACCUCUUCAAAUACAUCAUCAUCGGAGACACGGGAGUGGGGAAAUCAUGUCUAUUACUACAGUUCACAGACAAGAGGUUUCAGCCAGUUCACGACCUCACCAUCGGUGUGGAGUUUGGAGCAAGGAUGAUCACUAUAGAUGGCAAACAGAUCAAACUGCAGAUCUGGGAUACGGCUGGUCAGGAGUCGUUCCGGUCCAUCACCCGGUCUUACUACAGAGGAGCUGCAGGAGCACUGCUAGUCUAUGACAUCACAAGAAGGGACACCUUCAACCACUUGACGACCUGGUUAGAGGACGCUCGCCAACAUUCCAACUCCAAUAUGGUCAUCAUGCUUAUUGGCAACAAGAGUGACUUGGAAUCGAGGAGAGAGGUGAAGAAAGAGGAAGGUGAAGCAUUUGCGAGAGAACAUGGCCUCAUAUUCAUGGAGACUUCAGCCAAGACUGCCUCUAAUGUAGAGGAGGCUUUCAUCAACACAGCCAAGGAGAUCUAUGAGAAGAUCCAGGAGGGAGUGUUUGAUAUCAACAAUGAGGCUAAUGGUAUUAAGAUUGGACCCCAGCAUCCUACCCCCAGCUCCACACUGUCCGGUAGCCAGGGAGGCCAACAGGCUGGAGGGGGCUGCUGCUGAAGCUCCUGAACACACCACCACCUCCUCCUCCUCCCCUGACCGUGACCCCCCCCCUCCUCCCUCCUCUUCCCCCUCCACCUUUUUGCCCUCUCCAACCCUCCCUCUCGUUUCUACAGAACUGUCCAGGCUCACUAACAGUUUGUUAACCUCUCUCUCUCUCUACUGCUCCAUUCUUUCAUCCAUCCAUCCUUCUUUCAUCCUCUCUGUAUCUUCUUCUUCUCUCUGUCUGUCUCUUAGUUUUGUCCCUCCUUUGUCUCUCGACCAUAAAUUUAAGGGUCAAGGGGUUGUGUCCCUUUAAGUCAGCGUGAUAUCUACAGUCUUAACGGGGACAGAGUCAGCUUCACCUUCAGAUUUAUCCACCGUAUUCUCAAGUUUUGCACUUUUUUUUUUUUUUCUCACUAGAUUUUAAUCAUUUUAUUCAUAAAAAUGCUGGAAUGUGCAGAGUUACAUUCCAGCAGUUUAAUUUCCACAUCCCUUAUCAUUCAUUCAUGAGGCUGUUGGGAUAUUUCAGCGCCUCCAAGUCAUUAAAAACGAUAUUUUUGUAAAUGGUGAGUUGACUUUGUCCAGAGAGGCAGAACUGACUGUACGGAAUAAACCAUGCGCUAUGUUGUGUCUAUAUACACACAUCAGUUCAUGUUUUUAAAGAAAAUGAUGCAGCACGUUGACAGCAGGACAUGUUUCUACACGUCGAGUGAGUUUACAUACUGUGCCUGUGUGCAUACGGAUGAUAUAGGUAUUCCAGCAUGUCAGUUUUGUACGCUGUAGGAGGCAUUCAAGUCAGUUAAUCAACCAACAAUGUGCGUAUGAUGCUAUUUUGUGCUUCCUUUCCCUGUUUUUUGUCACAUUAUUAUGUUCUAUCUCUGUCUGACUUGCAGAUGUUUUGUAUUUAAUGAACACUAUAAACUGGUUGUGGCUUACAAAGUGUUUUAAAAUGUCUGGGGAGAGAAUAAAAGACCAAACUGUUGAGUGUGAAAAUGGAUCCUUUUGGGACUGCAGGAAGAAAAAAAAAAAAGAAGCGUAAAGUGGAAACGUUAGGGGAUGUUGAGAGCAGCGGCUGCCAAUAUGAAGUUAAACAGAGGACAGUAGAUUUGGAAAAAAAAAAAUCAAUCUUUUUUUUGAUAACUGUAUUUAUCGGGUGCGUUUCUGUGUAUAUAUGGCUCUUUAAUUUUCUGUAGCUUAUUGUUAUUUCUUUUUUUUUUUUUUUUUUUUUUUUUUGGCUGUUAAAGGUGAGGCUUGGCUUGUUGUAGUCUUGUCAUUCCCUCAUCAGAGCUGGAAAAAAAAGGCCUUUCAAACAGCUUUUUAGCAUUUUUAACAAAACUCAUUUAAACCCAAAGGUACCCAGCGGCCCCUGCUACUUUCGGGUUGGUGGUGCCCUUUCUUUUAAAUGACAAGUAUGAAUGAUAACAGGCUGUUAACAGGACCACGUAGAGGCAUUGAGUCCCUGGUGAAGGACAGACUCCGGCUGAAAAUGUCAAGGCGUCUCCCUUCUAAGCCCAGAUUUCCACCAUGAAUUAGCAGGCAGAUAUAUAAUGUAUACUGUUUAGAGCUUGAUCGAUGACUGCUGCUUUGUUUUUUGCUUCGAGAUCCCCUGAUGUAACCGGCACCAUUUUACUGUUAUGAUCAUAUUUUGAGUUACUUAUCGUUCCAUCCCUCCCUCCUGCCCUCCCUCCUUCUCGUCUCAUCCCUCUGAUUCGCUCUCUCUUCCUCUCAGACCAUCAAACCAUUAGCGCUCUACCAACUUUUAAUGCCAAAUUAUUGUGUUUACCUGUGUUUUGUCAGAAACUGGAGGGAAAAACAAAAAAAAAAAAA